AUGAUCACAUCAUCAAGCAAGCUGUGUGUAAAAAGUCGUCCCUACACAUUUUGUCACUUUGAAGUUGUAUUCUUCUUCAGCGUUCUCCAUUAUUUAUCUACGUGAUCUCAUGUCGUACGAUUUAUUUAAGUAUCCAAACUAGAGAUGGCGGACCAGCUACAGCAGUGGCUGUUUUCGUCCGAUCCUUUGGGGGAUCUGGAUCCAAGUUUACACUCUCCAGGAGGCAGUGAUGUUUUACUGGAUGAUAUUGAUGAUGUUAUUAAGUAUGAAUGUCCAGAUGACUCGCUCCUUUUGGACAGCACCCUGGGAACUUCUUCCAUCAAUGAUUCCGGCUUCCUGUCUCCUGACUCGCAUUUUGAUAUGCUACUGUCAUCUCAAGCAUCAAGACUGCAAGAUCAUGACACACAGCAGCAACAGCAGCAGCAGCAGCAACAGCAGCAGCAACAACUAAGUCCUGUGCAAAUAAUUUCAAGUCCGAUUGUCCAGCCUAAGACAAAUCAAAAUCAGCUUCAAGGGCAAAACGUUGAGAAUCAGCAGCUUCAGAACCAACUGCAGCAGCAACAGCAGCAGGCCACUGUGCAGAUACAACAGCUGUUGCAGCAACUACAGAUGCAAGCACAGCGACAGGCACAGUUACAAGAGCAGCAAAAGCAGGAAGCACAAAAACAGCUUCUUCAGCAGCAGUCCUUUCAACUAAAACAGCAACAGUUACAACAGCAACUAUUACAAAAUGCAGUGUCUGUACAGCAGGUGACACCACCCACCCCAACUUCACCAACUGUCCCGAUUACUAUCGCAACAUCGCCUACCCUGAAAACAUGUAAUACGGUCAUUGGAAAAACAUGUGUGGCCACGCCGACUGUGAAGUCUAACCAACAAGUUGUAAUUUCUCCACAAGUUGGGCAACAGACGACAAGCUCCAAGCUAACAGUACAAUCUCCUAUUGCAACUGUUCCUGUAUCCAAACCAGUACAUCCAGUUACCACUACCUACCAACAGGUUGUUGUCCCUACACAAAUUGUCAAAACUGAGCCAACUAAAUGCCUGCCUGUUGUCUCUGUGACGAGCGCCUCCUUGCAAAUAAACAACGGCACAUCAGUCAUAACAAACAUCCCUGUCCUUCUGGACAAUGACAAGUUACCCAUCAGCAGACUCACAUCAAAUAGAACUGAACUUCUUCCGCCCCCUAAAAAGGGUGAAAAGAGAACCGCACACAAUGCUAUUGAGAAGCGAUAUCGUUCAAGCAUUAACAGCAAAAUCCAGGAGUUGAAACAGAUGGUGGUUGGGCAUGAUGCUAAGAUCCAAAAAUCAGGCAUCCUUCAGAAGGCUAUCGAUCACAUCAAAUUCCUUCGGAACACGGUCAACAAGCUCAAACAAGAGAAUAUGGUCUUGAGAGUGCAGUCUGACAAGCCAAACUGUUUGUCGGAUUCAAUUCAAGUCAAGACAGAACCUAUGACACCACCACCAUCCGACACCAGUUCACCCCAUCUCAGCCCAAUGAGUAGCAGCUCCGACAUCGGCAGCCCUGAGCUUUGUGAGGAAGAGGCCAUGGAAUCAAACUUCUCCUACGAUGACGAUGAUGACUUCAAAUCUGAACCCUACAGCCCUAGUGGUCUGCUUGAUCGUACCCGCUUGGGACUCUGUGUUUUCAUGUUUUGUUUCUUGACACUGGAUCCUUUUGGGAUCUUGGUCAACUCCUUUGGCUCAAGUGGCGCUAGCUUUGAGAGACAACAUGGACAUGGGCGUACUAUUCUUGCAGAGGAAGAAACAUUUGAGCAGACGUGGUUGCAGUGGUUGGCUCCAGCAUGCCUAGUGUGGUUCAUUAAUGCAACUAUUGUCAUUGGUUUCUUGGCUGGAGUCUUUGUCUUUGGAGAACCUGUCACUAAAUCUCUCAGUGAAGCAUCAACAACAUUUUGGAGGCAUCGCAAACAAGCCGAUUUGGAUCUUGCAAGAGGAGACUAUGCAGCAGCAGCAAGCCAAUUGCGCACAUGUCUUACUGCCCUGGGACGUCCACUACCAACAUCCAGACUCGAUCUGAUGUCGUCUCUUGUAUGGAACAUCUUGCGCCAUGUGCUAAAUCGUCUUCUGAUUGGUCGCUGGCUGGCAGCCCUUGCAGGAGGUCUGCACAGGAAGCGAGAAGGUGAAAAGUGUCCUGAUGGCCAGUCAUCUGCUCGGGAUGGCGCCCUAGUGUAUCACAAGCUACAUCAGCUUCACAUGAGUGGAUAUUUGACAGACGGAGAGCUAUAUGCCAUUAACAUGGGUCUGUGUGCCAUGAACCUUGCUGAGUGUGCAGGUGAUGCUAUCAGUUCAGCUACAUUGACUGAGAUCUAUGUCACCCAGGCACUGUGCUUCAAAAUCAGUCUGUCUAGCAGGCUUCAAGUAUUCUCGAGAUACUUUCUGAGUCGUGCACGUCACGUUGGAGCAGGCGGUUCUGAUUUACCAUCUCUGCAAUGGUUGUUUCAUCCAAUGGGGUAUCGAUUCUUCCUCUAUGGAUCAUGGACCUGCAAAUCCAUGGAAAGUCUUUACAGUGUCGCUGGAAAUCCAACUGACCCACUUUCCUUUGUUAGCCAAGCCUACAGAGAACAUCUCUUUGAGAAAGCAGUUUACUCAUUGGAAUCACCAGAUUCAAAGGCUCCAUCAACUAACUCAAAAGUUGAAAGAGACCCACAGUGUUCUGAGACAUUACAAUAUCUACAGCGUCUUAGUGAAUGUGCUGAUGUUGCUAGUGCUCCAAGGCAGGCAUUUGCCAUUGGAUCGAACAUGUCUGCAGUUUCAGGUGCCGACCCAGUUUCUAAGUGGUGGUGUAACAUUGUCUUUGUUGCUGUUCAUUGGCUUAUGGGAGAUGAGGCAGCAGCGGAGAGACUCUACUCAGCAGUGGAAUGUCUGCCUCAGCACCUCCAGAGCACCGAGGAUGCUUUACCAAAGGCAGCACAGCUUGCCUUUAAGGCCAGAAAGAUCUUUCUUAGUCCAUCCAUCAAUCACAAGGAACAGAUGCUUGAUGAGUGUUUGUACAUGGCCAACAAGUCCAGCACACACCUGAGAAGCAGUCUCAACUACUCUGGACAACAGGGACAUGAAAAAAUAACACAGGCUAUGCAGGUUCUUGUUUGUGAUUGGCUUCUAUCUACCCGCACUGCUGUUUGGCAGAACCAACAAGGUUGUGCCAAUAACGCCACCCAAGUCAUCUCGCCAUCUGAGCUGUCAUCAUUCCAGCAGGACCUCUCAUGCAUCCGUAAGCUAUCCACAUCCUUCAAGGCAGCAAUGCCAAGGGUGUAUCUAUACCAGGCAACAGCAAGACUGAUGGCAGGAGCACAUCCAGCUAAGACACAGCAACUACUCGACAGGAGUUUGCGGCGGAGGGUCACCAAUGCUUACUCAAGCAUGAAAGACGAAGAUGAGGUAGUUGUGAGUGAUCGUGAUAGAGCUUCAGCACUCCUAAUGGCUUGUAGGCAUCUUCCAUUCCCAUUACUGUCAUCACCAGGACAGAGGGAAUGUAUGCUGGCAGAAGCAGCAAGAUCAUUAGAGAAGAUUGGUGACCAUAGGGGAUUGCAGGACUGCCAACAGAUGCUAAGAAGUCUUCAGAAUGGUGGCACUAACUGCCAGGCUGCAUCCAUAGCCUGCUGCUGAUUGCAAUACAUGUAUACUCAAAACUAUGUUUAAAGGCACUGGACACCUUUGGUAAUUGUCAAAGACCAUUCUUCUCACUUGGUGUAUCUCAAGGUAAAAA
Asterias rubens (European starfish) is the source of this 3727-nucleotide messenger RNA. RefSeq names its product sterol regulatory element-binding protein 1-like. Gene Ontology annotation, molecular function: DNA-binding transcription factor activity, RNA polymerase II-specific; RNA polymerase II cis-regulatory region sequence-specific DNA binding; protein dimerization activity. The transcript has 15 exons. Gene Ontology annotation, cellular component: nucleus. Gene Ontology annotation, biological process: regulation of transcription by RNA polymerase II. NCBI's taxonomy places the organism in Eukaryota, Metazoa, Echinodermata, Asteroidea, Forcipulatida, Asteriidae. The record is from RefSeq and is a predicted model, not a curated record. Bases 145 to 3627 code for a protein of 1160 amino acids.